This is a messenger RNA of Coffea arabica (coffee), 2036 nucleotides long. RefSeq names its product protein IQ-DOMAIN 23-like. Gene Ontology annotation, molecular function: protein binding. The record is from RefSeq and is a predicted model, not a curated record. Lineage: Eukaryota; Viridiplantae; Streptophyta; Magnoliopsida; Gentianales; Rubiaceae.
AUUCUCAGCUGAUCUCAAAUUUAACUAAAACCAGAACUUCCCUCCUCUCUCCUCCGACAAAAUGCUGUCUUUCUUUCACAUUAAUCGAAGCCAUUGAAAUCCACCUGCAAAAUGAAACAUGGGCAAAACCUCCAGAUGGCUCCGUUCGCUUCUGGGCUCCAAAAACUCCCCUUCCUCAGCCUUCCCUGAAUCGUCAUCACCUUCUUCAUCUUCUUCAACCAAAGAUAAGAAGAAAACCAUAUCCAGCUCCAAAUCGGGUCUCAUCAAAUCUUCCAUUUCCUCCAAUUAUGACAACAAGGCCUUAAAUGCUGCUGGUGGUGGCCUCAGAUGGUCCUACGACGACCCUUCUUCCAGCCCCUAUGCAGAAUUGGACGCAAACAAACACGCCAUAGCCGUAGCGGCUGCCACCGCCGCCGUCGCCGAGGCUGCUCUUGCUGCCGCCCAGGCAGCUGCAGAGGUCGUCAGGCUGACUAGUGCCAGCACGUCUGCUGGUGGGACUAGAACUGUUUCCUUCACUCCUCAGGGCAGCAGCGGCAGAGACUGGCGGCAAGAAGUGGCGGCUGUUAAGAUUCAGUCGGCUUUCAGAGCUUACCUGGCUAGGAGAGCACUAAGGGCCCUUAAGGGAUUGGUAAAACUUCAAGCUCUAGUCAGAGGUCACAUCGUCAGAAAGCAAAGUGCAGACAUGCUCCGCCGAAUGCAGGCAAUGGCUCGAAUACAAGCUCGAGCAUCUGCUACUAGGGCUAACACUUCGGACUCCUCCCAUGCUCACAUGAAGGCCUCCCAGCAUUGCCAUGCUGAUACUCCAGCACCCAAAAAGCAUGACAUUCCACAGCGUUCUUACAGUACCAAACACGAAGGACCAGAGCUGAAGAGAUGGGUUUCAAAACCAAACAUCAGCAACAGUAUCAAAGUUGAGGGAUUGCAUUUGGGUUCCAGUUGGUUAGAUCGCUGGAUGGAAGAAUGUACAUGGAACAACCAGAAUGGUUCCUGCUUAAACAAUGUGUCCCGUGACGACGAGAAAAGCAUCAAGAUACUUGAAAUAGACACUUGGAAGCCACAUCAUAACCCAAGACAAAGUGAGAAGAUCUUCCAGGCUUCACAGGGUUUUCGGGCGUGGAAUGACAAUGGGCAGAGCGUUACAACAUUUGAUCCCAUAUCCGGACUUGCAACAAAGCUUGAGAAACCAAAUCCAAGUGUAUCUUCUGGGGAAGUUCCAAAUUUAAGGUCACUAAAAUUCCAUCCACAAGAGGAACACGUACUUGCAUGGACUGCUGAUAACAGCCCAUGUCUACACUCUGCAUCUUCUAGACCUGGCACUAGCAGCAGAAGAGGUCCCUUUACUCCCUCAAGGAGCGAGUGUUCUAGGAGCGUGUACGGUGACUACUUGAGUCACCCCAGUUACAUGGCUAAUACGGAGUCAUCUCUUGCUAAAGUCAGGUCACAAAGUGCCCCCAGACAAAGGACACAGUAUGAGAGACUUGGGGCGAAUUGGAAGUUUGUUCCCAGUCUUUGGGAUGCAGAAACCGUUUCUGAGAGAGGUACCCCACACUCUAAUCUCAGGAGCAAAGCCUACCAUAGCUCUGGUUUGGAUAGAGUAGGGAUGCGAGUCCACGGUGAUAAUGUGGACUUCAGUGCUACUUAUCGUAGUAGGCGCUAAUACCUGCUAUUUUAUCUCGACUGUGAUAAUGCCAUGCCGUUGGGCAUCUGAUGACGGUUGUAUUCUAUCAUGCAAAUGGUUUUUAAUCAAACUCCGCACGAGGACACUGGUGUGGUCAUAACUAGACCUGCAUCCAAGGCAGUGUGAAAUUGUAGUUUGCUGUUGCCUUGUUGGAUGGUUGGUUUGUAAUAUAAGACGCCUGUUGCUCGUAAACAUGUCAAAAACAUAAAAAGAUUGAAGGAACACGAGGCUUGUGUGUGUUUAGCAGAGCUAACUGCAUAGAUGCUGCUAAGUUGAUUGGUUUAGAACUCUUCACAUUGCAUUAUGAUGUUGAUGCAUCACAUUGAGAAUAAGCUAUCACUUUGCGGUUGAUUGAAUG